GCGAAGGGACUCGGCGGGACACCCGUUCGCCCAAAGAGGAAGGCAGCGAUGUGAGCUGGACACCCGCCACGGCGGAGUCUCAACAUCUCCGGAGAGUCGCCGGCUGUGCCAGGACUUCACCUUGACUUAAAUGGAGACCUCCUUUGGGAAGCAAUGAGUUUCCAAUAACCUGUGGCGUGGCUUUUUUUAUCUGGAAAAUACUCAACCCCAGGGCUUGCCAUUCUACUUGGCUUCUGAAACUCCUGCAAGCCGAUGUGGACUACAGGUAGAAUGAGCAAUGCAAAGAGCUGGCUUGGACUUGGCACAUCCUUGUACUUCUGGACACUGAUGGACCUUGCAACCACCGUUCUCUGCAGUACUCCGAUGCCGGAAGUCGAGUUAGAUACACUCUUCUCAGGAAGGCCACAGUCACAUCAGCGGAGCAGGAGGAGCUGGGUUUGGAACCAAUUUUUUGUCCUGGAAGAGUACACUGGGACUGACCCUCUGUAUGUCGGCAAGCUUCAUUCAGACAUGGACAGGGGAGAUGGAUCCAUCAAAUACAUCCUUUCAGGAGAAGGAGCAGGGAUCGUGUUUACCAUUGAUGACACCACUGGAGACAUCCAUGCCAUUCAGAGGCUCGAUCGAGAGGAAAGAGCCCAAUAUACUCUAAGAGCUCAAGCCCUCGACAGGAGAACAGGCCGGCCAAUGGAGCCAGAAUCAGAGUUCAUUAUCAAAAUUCAAGAUAUCAAUGACAACGAGCCCAAGUUCCUGGAUGGACCUUACGUUGCCACUGUGCCAGAAAUGUCACCAGUAGGUACCUCUGUUAUCCAAGUGACAGCCACAGAUGCUGAUGACCCAACCUAUGGCAACAGUGCCCGAGUUGUGUACAGCAUUCUCCAGGGCCAGCCAUAUUUUUCUGUGGACUCCAAAACAGGUGUAAUCAGAACAGCGCUCAUGAACAUGGACAGAGAAGCCAAGGAAUACUAUGAAGUGAUUAUCCAAGCCAAGGAUAUGGGAGGACAACUUGGAGGAUUGGCUGGGACCACAACAGUCAACAUCACACUCUCAGAUGUCAAUGAUAACCCACCCCGGUUUCCACAGAAACAUUAUCAGAUGAGUGUGCUGGAGUCCGCUCCUGUUAGCUCGACUGUGGGGAGAGUGUUUGCCAAAGACCUGGACGAAGGCAUCAACGCAGAAAUGAAGUACACCAUUGUGGAUGGAGAUGGUGCAGACGCUUUUGAUAUCAAUACAGACCCGAACUUCCAAGUUGGCAUCAUAACUGUGAAGAAGCCUUUGAGUUUUGAAAGCAAGAAAAGCUACACCCUGAAGGUGGAGGGAUCCAAUCCUCACCUAGAGAUGCGUUUUCUGAACCUUGGCCCAUUUCAGGACACAACAACAGUGCACAUCAGUGUGGAGGAUGUGGACGAGCCCCCUGUGUUUGAGCCCGGCUUUUAUUUUGUGGAGGUGCCAGAGGAUGUGACAAUUGGAACAACCAUACAGAUCAUUUCUGCCAAGGACCCAGACGUGACCAACAACUCAAUCAGAUACUCCAUUGACAGAGGCAGCGACCCUGGAAGAUUUUUCUAUGUUGACAUUACAACAGGUGCUCUAAUGACUGCAAGACCACUAGACAGAGAAGAGUUUUCUUGGCAUAAUAUAACUGUUCUUGCUAUGGAAAUGAACAACCCCUCCCAAGUGGGAAGUGUUGCUGUCACAAUCAAAGUCCUCGAUGUGAAUGACAAUGCUCCAGAAUUUCCCAGAUUCUAUGAAGCUUUCAUCUGUGAAAAUGCCAAAGCGGGACAGGUGAUCCAGACAGUGAGUGCUGUGGAUCAAGAUGACCCUCACAAUGGUCAACAUUUCUACUACAGUUUGGCUCCUGAGGCUGCUAACAACCCCAACUUCACUGUCAGGGACAACCAAGAUAAUACCGCUCGCAUUCUGACCAGGAGGUCCGGCUUCCGACAGCAGGAGCAGAGCGUCUUCUACCUGCCCAUCCUCAUAGCAGACGGCGGCCAGCCGGUCCUCAGCAGCACCGGCACACUUACCAUUCAAGUGUGCAGCUGCAGUGACGAUGGCCACGUCAUGUCCUGCAGCCCAGAGGCCUAUAUGCUCCCAGUCAGUUUGAGUCGGGGUGCCCUCAUCGCCAUCCUGGCCUGCGUCUUUGUUCUCUUAGUAUUGGUGCUGCUCAUCCUGUCCAUGAGGCGCCACCGCAAACAACCCUACAUCAUCGACGACGACGAGAACAUCCACGAGAACAUUGUGCGCUACGACGACGAGGGGGGAGGCGAAGAGGACACAGAGGCCUUCGACAUCGCCGCCAUGUGGAACCCGCGCGAGGCGCAGGCGGGCGCCGCCCCGAAGACGCGGCAGGACAUGCUCCCCGAGAUCGAGAGCCUCUCCCGCUACGUGCCUCAGACGUGCGCGGUCAGCAGCACGGUCCACAGCUACGUGCUGGCCAAGCUCUACGAGGCCGACAUGGACCUGUGGGCCCCGCCCUUCGAUUCCCUGCAGACCUACAUGUUUGAGGGGGACGGCUCCGUGGCCGGCUCGCUCAGCUCGCUUCAGUCAGCCACCUCGGACUCAGAGCAGAGCUUUGAUUUCCUCACGGACUGGGGACCUCGCUUCCGGAAACUGGCAGAACUCUACGGGGCGUCGGAGGGGCCCUCGCCCUUGUGGUGACAGAAGCCCGGAGGCCAAGGUGCACCCAAAUCCAGACGUUCUCAAAGGCUGCUUCUCAUCCAUGAGGCGCGGCCACCACAGGAGCAAUAUUGUGCUGGACAGUGAGGAUGGGAGUGAGUGGACCCAACAGAGCUCUCUCUGGAUCAGCUUUACUUGGUUAGACUAAAUUAAAUAAUCAGAAGGAAACCCAGAAGAAGAGGGCAGAAUCUCCAAUUAUCUUUUUAAUUUGCUUUUUGACACUGUAUUCACAGGUUUGAAGUAUUAAAGCUUGGCUUUUUUGUUUGUUUAUUUGUUUGUUUCUUUGUUUUUCCUAUUCACCAAGGCCUUUGUCAUUUUGUCACCAAGGAAAGGCUCCAGUGUUAACCUACAGAGGUAGUAGGUGAAGGUGUGGAGGCAGAGAACAAGUCCUACUCCAGAAUCUAUGUUAUCUGUAUUCCCCAUUUCAGAUAGUUUCUCUGCAUCCUCAGAUCUGCAGAAAACAACACGCGUGGGCGCGCGCGCGCGCGCGCGCAUACACACACACACACACACACACACACUACUGAAAAAAGUAUUUCUCAGUGAAAUCAUCUUGCUUGUUCUAAGGUGGGUGGUAUGUUAUUUAACCCUUUCAGCACAAGGUUUAGACUUUCUUGACCUUGCAUGGGGAAUUGUUGGGGAGGGUGGGAGAAGGAAAAGACAUUGACUUGUGUUCAUGUUUAAGAGCUGAACCAAGAGUUGGCAUUAUAGCUGAUCCAGCAUCAGCUUUUACAUGCCUUGGCAAAAGUCAGAAGGAAACCAGAAAAGCUGCCUCUUUUGCACUGUAGAUGUCUCUUCUGUGUGCCAAAUGUGGAGACCAGAUGCAACAAACGAAAGCCAAAUAAGAAGUAUCUGAUAAAAGCAUGGGUCUGAGGGCUUUCCUAAUCUGUACAAAGUCAAUCCAAGGGAUGUUUACAUACUGUAGAUAACCUACUUGAACAAAGUCAGUAUUAUAGAGAAGAAUGGAUGUAAGAGUAUUACCUGUAAAAGUUUUGUAUAUUUGUUAAUAAUUUUGUUAAUAAAUACGAUGUACUACAUCUCGGUACCUUAGGGUUUCUUUUAAUAAAAGCUAAAUAGAAGGAAAGGUGUA
Molecule: messenger RNA, 3766 nt
Organism: Rattus rattus (black rat)
Lineage: Eukaryota; Metazoa; Chordata; Mammalia; Rodentia; Muridae
Gene: Cdh20
Product: cadherin 20
Exons: 12
Coding region: 253-2658 (801 amino acids)
Biological process (GO): cell morphogenesis; adherens junction organization; cell-cell junction assembly
Cellular component (GO): catenin complex; adherens junction; plasma membrane
Molecular function (GO): cadherin binding; calcium ion binding
Source: RefSeq, a predicted model, not a curated record